CAUUCUGCUGUUUAACCCUUUGCGGGAACUUGCGCCUAUCUUGGUAAAAGAGACAAAUAGGGCUAGUGCGAUGUCAAGUUCUCGUUCUUUGUAAUCCAAAUACGUGAGCGGCUGUGGCCAGGUAAUCACAACCAUUAAAAAAAGUCCCAUCUUUCUGUGACCCUGAGCUUGCCAACUCUGUUCGCCCAUGUAUGGUACAUUUGAUUGACGCUCUUUGGAUUCGGAAUUUUAAAUUUUUUUUCCCAGCGCAAAAAACCAAGGUAGCUCCCGCCUCUCUGCUUUCCUUUGGAAUGAAAUUUUUGAAGGCUUUCAGUAUUUGUGACUCAGAAAUUGGAAUUCGUCGCAAUAGAAAUCCCGAUCACCUGAGUUCUGUGUCUGCAGCGCCAACAGGAUUUAUUGAGCUUCAAAUGAUACAUCAUGGGGACGGCUCUUGCCAGGCCGCCUGCGAAGCCGUCUCUCUCGAUCGUUUCGAUUCGCUUCCUGCCCUGCAGGUUUUGCCAUUCGAUAAUGGGGAUGUUUCUUCUCCAUCUUCACGCUAUUCAUCAUGUGGAGAGUCCGAUUUCGACAACUAUUGUAGCGCGAACUCGGUCUUGGGUACCCCAAGUGUGUGUAGCACGGUUACUGUUUUCAACGAUUUUACGGAAUCUGAUAAAAGUGAUCUGGAGAAUUUUAGUUUAAGAGAUAUAGUUGCUAUUACGAGCAAGGAUCAGAUGCUUUCAUCGAUCGGUGCUUCGAGCAGUACGCCAUUUUUGCUAGCUGGGAUUCGCAGUGGGAAUAUCCAGAUUCACCAGAACUUAAAAUGCAGCUCCAUUGGGUUAGAAUUGCAUGGAGGUGACAACGACGAAGCUCCUGCUACUUCCAUGCUAGUUGCAUCGAGUUUUAAGGGGACCAACCAAUUAGACAAUGAUUUGGACCAGAAUUCUAUUCAUAACGGUUCUGAAAUGAGUAUAGGACGAAACAAAAUAGGAAUACACACAAAGUCCCUUGAAACUCUGUCCGGUAACGAGAGUGAUGCUGUAGGAACUACUGAGAAUUAUUUGUUGGGUGACGCGGAUGGGGAGUGCUCUGGAAUUGUGUUAACAGUUGGGGGAGAGUACGAGUACAUUGGCCGUGAAUCUAAUCUGCAAAUCGAUAGAGCCACGGAUCCAAAUAUACUCAGAGCACAGGUCAAAGAUGUUGACAAUUCGGUUAGUUGUCCUAAAACUUAUUUUACCGCCGAGGAUUAUAGGGUAGGUUUAAAUCUUCUAACAAAAGAAGCUCCUAAGUAUGAGACUUCAGAAUUUGAUGAUGAUGGAGCCGUGGAAGAAGUUACGAAGACUGAAAAAUCUGAUAGCACUAGUGGCAAUGCUCAACAAGCCAAAGCCCCAGAGCUGGAUAAUUCUCAAGUCAAGUUUGAUCUUGUUUUUAAUAGUAAAUUUGAUCUAAAGUCCAUCAAUCUAGCCACACAACCUGGGAACAUAAAUGCAGCAUCAUUUCUGGACCUCGAAGCAAUAGUGCCUUCUUCAAAUUGUGAAAUGAGGAAAACAUUCGACAAUUCUUCCGCCUCGACAAAUCUCUCUAAGAGAAGUCCCGUGACAUCAAAGAAGAAGAAUUUUGAGCUAAAUGAACUGUAUGAUGAUGUUAAUGAAAUGGAAGAAAUUUUACUAGAGUCUAUUGAUUCUGCUGGUUUUAGGCUUGUUCAGGGCAAUAGAUUGCUGGAGCCACAAUUUUUAAGCCUUUAAGAGAUGGUGGGUUGACAGCCUCUACUUCUGGUACAGAUGGUGGUUGCCUGCUUGUUCAACCUCCAUUGAGAUUAGAUAGGGUUGAAGUUGUAGGUGCAAGGCAGAAGAAGGGAGAUGUUUCUUUCAGCAAAAGAUUGGUG
Prosopis cineraria is the source of this 1861-nucleotide messenger RNA. RefSeq lists its product as uncharacterized. The transcript has 3 exons. Lineage: Eukaryota; Viridiplantae; Streptophyta; Magnoliopsida; Fabales; Fabaceae. The coding region runs from base 192 to 1721 and encodes 509 amino acids. The record is from RefSeq and is a predicted model, not a curated record.